Molecule: messenger RNA, 1690 nt
Organism: Zea mays
Lineage: Eukaryota; Viridiplantae; Streptophyta; Magnoliopsida; Poales; Poaceae
Product: magnesium transporter3
Exons: 5
Coding region: 19-1329 (436 amino acids)
Biological process (GO): magnesium ion transport
Molecular function (GO): magnesium ion transmembrane transporter activity
Source: RefSeq, marked provisional
CCUGCCUUCGCUAACGCCAUGGACCAGGGCCACCUCAAGGACAGCCUCCUCGUCCCGUCCUCCCGCGCCGCCGCGACGAAUGGGCCCCACCACCGCCGCGCCACGCUCGCGCCGGGAACUGGCGCCGGAGGCCCAUGUGGCGGAGCCGGCGGCGUGUCCAUCGACGUCAACGGCCUGAAGCGGCGUGGCGGCGGGAGGCGCUCGUGGGUGCGCGUGGACGCGGCGACGGGCGCCGCGGAGGCCGUCGAGGUCGCCAAGCCGGCGUUGAUGCGGCGGCUGGACCUGCCCGCGCGGGACCUCCGCCUCCUCGACCCCCUCUUCGUCUACCCGUCCGCCAUCCUCGGCCGCGAGCGCGCCGUCGUCUGCAACCUCGAGCACCUGCGGUGCAUCAUCACCGCCGAUGAGGCGCUCGUUCUGCGCGAACCCGACGCCGCUGGGGGCGCCGCAGCGGAGGAGGCCGUGAGGAGGUACGUCGACGAGCUGCAGCGACGCCUCGUCGACCGCGCCGACGACCUGCCUUUCGAGUUCAUCGCGCUGGAGGUCGCGCUGGAGGCCGCUUGCUCCUUCCUAGACUCGCAGGCUAUUGAAUUAGAGGCUGAAGCUUACCCAUUACUAGAUGAGCUGACAGCAAAAAUUAGUACCCUCAACUUGGAACGAGUCCGACGCCUAAAGAGCAAGCUGGUUGCAUUGACAAGGAGAGUACAGAAGGUCAGAGAUGAGAUAGAGCAACUGAUGGAUGACGAUGGUGAUAUGGCUGAAAUGUAUCUCACUGAGAAGAAGAUAAGAAUGGAAGCAUCAAUGUUAGAUGACGAGGACCUUCAGGGAAUUGGCAAUAGUCAUAAUGGGUUUGGUUCAUCUCUAUCGGCUCCAGUUUCACCAGUUUCGACAACCCCUGCAACUCGGAGGCUUGAGAAGGAAUUCAGUUUUGCCAGAAGCAGGCACAGCAGCUUCAAGAGCUCAGAUAGCAGCCAGUACAAUAUAGAAGAACUGGAAAUGUUGUUGGAGGCCUACUUUGUUGUUAUCGAUUACACCCUCAGCAAGUUGACUUCGCUAAAGGAGUAUAUUGAUGACACAGAAGAUUUCAUCAACAUACAACUGGAUAACGUCCGGAACCAGCUGAUCCAAUUCGAGCUGCUCCUGACCACCGCCACGUUCGUGGUGGCCAUCUUCGGGGUGGUCUCGGGGGUUUUCGGCAUGAACUUCGAGGUCCCUCUGUUCUCGGUUCCGCACGCGUUCGAGUGGACCCUCGCCAUAACUGGGGUCUGCGGCGCCGUCGUGUUCUGCUGCUUCAUCUGGUACUUCAAGAAGAGGAGGUUUUUCCCCUUGUAGGUGAAAGCUUGAAGCUUCUCUUCUCUCGCCCUGUCACCAGAGUCCAGACAGCAGCGUACGUAUGAGACUGGGUACGGCAAUUGUACAUGCAUUGUUCUCGAAAUGCGCUGUCUGUUCACGUGAGCUUUUCUCCCUUUUUAAGCUCACGCCGCUGAUCGUGUGUAGCUUCACCGGUCUGCUGUACACUUUGUAUUAUUGUUGUUGCUGGGUAGUGGGUACUGCAUGUGACACUGUUCGGCCCCGGAAGAGGGGAAGGAGCCCAACAGAUCAGAUCAGUGCUGUUCUCCUCUCCCUUGCGGUGCGUGUUGUUGGCUUGUUUUCCAUUUGCUGUGGUGACCAGUGGUACCCAGGAGUUUUGCCU